CGGUUACAACAUUGAUACAUACUUUUUGACACGUGUAGAGGUUGCCAUAGCCAGAAGGCCCGUCACUAAACUCAAACUUGAAGAGUACAACUUUAUUUAAUUUAAAAUUUUGAACUUUUACUCCCGACUUGUCACUUCAUGGUUCAAACGGACUUCGGACUGCAAACUGCAUCCGCUACUCCAUGAUGGCGUCAAACUCAGACGACCUCUCGAUCGUCUCUUUCAUUCUGAAACCAGGUUCAUCCCUCCAUCCGACGUUUCUUUUCGCCGUCGAUGCUGCAUUUGCACUGCUGUUCUUCGUCUUCCUUUGGUCAGCGUACCUAACGAAAGGCAACCCGCACUUCUUCGUUUUGAUGGGUAUACAGCUCGCUCUGUGGGCGAGCGUAAAAUGGUUCGUGCAAGAACUUAAGAAAGCUCCUGCGAAUGUGACGACUAGUAUGGAGACGGAUACAGACAAAAAAGAACAAUGAUCUAUCGUAGUAUACAGAGCAAAUCAUAGAAUUCUUCAUCGACGUGCUUUGUCAUUUCCUUCAUGCCAACGUUUUAUUCGUUUUGCGCUUUCUUGAGCCAGCGCAAAUACUACAGACCGGUAACCCUUCUCUGAAUGAC
Suillus bovinus is the source of this 609-nucleotide messenger RNA. RefSeq lists its product as uncharacterized. The record is from RefSeq and is a predicted model, not a curated record. Bases 183 to 470 code for a protein of 95 amino acids. NCBI's taxonomy places the organism in Eukaryota, Fungi, Basidiomycota, Agaricomycetes, Boletales, Suillaceae. Gene Ontology annotation, biological process: vacuolar proton-transporting V-type ATPase complex assembly. The transcript is spliced from 3 exons. Gene Ontology annotation, cellular component: endoplasmic reticulum membrane.